Molecule: messenger RNA, 2646 nt
Organism: Mesorhabditis spiculigera
Lineage: Eukaryota; Metazoa; Nematoda; Chromadorea; Rhabditida; Rhabditidae
Source: the annotation of a GenBank genome assembly
AUGGCUCCUGUCUGCCCAGCCCCGAGUGGAGAGCGUUACGAGCGUCUACCCGACUACGCCAAGCCGGCUCACUAUGUUUUGCGUUUGGAGCCUGACUUUGAAUCAUUCACCUUCAAAGGACGCGCUGAAAUUGACGUCGAGAUCUUGAAGCCGACGACAAAGCUGAAGCUGCAUGCGAAAGCGUUGAACAUUGGCGCAAUCGCGCUGCAUCUGGCUAACGGACAAGAAUUCCGUGAUCUGCAGCACACCUACUCUGAUACGGCCCAGGUUGUCGAGAUCACAUUACCUGUCGAAAUCGCUCCUCAGAAAACGAAGCUCUCUAUUGACUACAUUGGUGUCCACAACGACCACAUGCAAGGCUUCUACCGCUCCAAGUACACGGCCGAUGGCAAGGAUCACUGGAUGUUCAGCACGCAAUUCGAAACCACUUACGCUCGCCAAGCGUUCCCCUGCUGGGACGAGCCCGUAUUCAAGGCUACCUAUGACGUGACCCUUGUCGUCGAUGACGGGUUGACCGCACUCAGCAAUGCUAUGGAAAAAUCCAGCACUGUGGAAGGAAAGAAGCGCAUUGUCAAGUUUGACACCAGCCCAUUGAUGAGCAGCUAUUUGGUGGCGUUUGCUGUUGGGAAGUUCGAGUACUUGGAGGGGAAAACCCCGAAGGGCACCUUGGUGCGCAUCUACACCGUCCCCGGCAAGAAGGAGUUCGGCCAUUUUGCUCUUGAAGUUUCCACGAAAGCCCUAGACUGGUACGGCGAUUGGUUUGGCAUCCCGUACAUGAUGCCGAAAUGCGAUCUCAUUGCCAUCCCUGACUACAGCAUGGGUGCUAUGGAGAACUGGGGGCUGAUCACGUUCCGUGAGAUCGCCCUCCUCUUCGAUCCGGCCAAGACCUCGACCAAGCAAAAGACCUAUGUCGCACUCGUCAUUGCCCAUGAACUGGCUCAUCUGUGGUUUGGUGACUUGGUCACAAUGAAAUGGUGGACUGAUCUCUGGCUCAAGGAGGGUUUCGCUUCCUUCAUGGAAUAUCUUUUCGUUGGCUACAACUACCCAGAGAUGAAGAUUUGGCUUCACUUCCUGAACGACGAACUCUCGUCUGGCUUUGACCUCGAUUCUCUAAAGAAUUCUCACCCAAUCGAGGUUCCCAUCGAGAACCCGAACGAGCUUGAUGAGAUUUACGACUCAAUCACUUACGCCAAGUCCAACUCGAUCAACCGGAUGUUGUGCUUCUACCUGGGAGAGGAGAAAUUCAAGCAAGGCCUGCGCAACUACCUCCAGAAAUUCAAGUAUGCCAACGCUGAAACAAAGGAUCUGUGGGCCGCGCUUUCUGAGGCUAGCGGACAGGACGUCGCAGCUCUGAUGUCCGGGUGGACCAGUCAAAUGGGAUUCCCGGUGGUUUCCGUUAACCAGCUGACCCAAGAGAAUGGAAAACGCGUGCUAGCUUUUGAACAGAAACGUUUCCUCGCUGAUGGCUCUGAAGAUCGGGCCGCUUCUUUGUGGAAGGUCCCAAUUACUCUAUCACGAUCCGGCCAACCUGAUGAACCUUUCCACCGGUUUGUGCUUUCCGAGAAGCGUCAAGAAGAGACGGUCACGAUCCCCGACUUGGAGUGGCUGAAGGUUAACCAAGGCACUACUGGCUUCUACCGUGUGCGUUAUGAUGAGCAUCUCCUUCAUCCACUCGUCACGGCUACCGGAAACAGCCAGCUUCCUGUCCUCGAUCGAUUCGGGCUCGGAAAUGAUCUUUUCGCAUUGUUGUUCGCCAACCAAGUUACUGUCGAUCAAGCGCUCUCUUUCCUCGAGAUGUCGCGCAAUGAGACGGAAUACGCGGUGUGGCGCAGUUUGGACAUGGGCAUCGCCCGCCUCGGCGGAAUGGUAGAUUAUGCCGACGAGGACGGUUCAUUGAAGAAAAGGUUCGACCGCUACCUGAUCGACACCUUGAGAAACACUGCUGAUCGACUUGGGUGGACGUACACUGAUGGUGAAGACAGCCAGGUUGGCUUGCUCCGUGGGCUGAUCAUCGGGCGCAUCUGCCGGGCUGGUGACGAGAAGUACAACGCCAAGGCCUUGGAACUCUUCCACAAAUACAUCGAUUCAAACGUUCCACUUCACGCAGAUCUUCGCGGACCGGUCUUCGGAGCUGCGAUUCGCGCCGGUGGUGAUAAGGAGUUCCAACUGCUUCGCUCCCACUACGAGACUUGCGGCUUCCCUGAAGUGGAGCGAACUGCCCUUGUCGCUUUAGGGCAGACGUGCGCCAAGUCGGGUCGACUUGAGACGCUGUUCGACUAUGCCAUCACGCAGGGCAAAGUUCGCACUCAAGAUCUGCAUUCGUUGUUCAUGGGGCCUGCCUGCACGCGCUCUGGGCAACAAUGGGUCUGGGACUAUUUCAAGAAGAACUUGAACCAGCUAACCGAGAAAUAUGGCGGCGUUCAGACGAUGCUCUUCCAACGCUGCUUCAAGUUUGCCGCGGAAGAGGCUUGCAGUGAAGCCGUUGCCAAGGAAGUCGAUGAAUUCUUCUGCGGCAAAGUAGACCCCUCAUCACUGAAGACCUUGGAUCGUCCUAUCAAGCAGGUAUCCGAGCGCAUCCGCAACAACGUGAAGCUGCUAAAGGAGGCCGGGCCCCAGCUGGACGCCUAUCUUAAGAGCAAGGGCUAU